This is a messenger RNA of Papaver somniferum (opium poppy), 2348 nucleotides long. Its product is annotated as heat shock 70 kDa protein-like. NCBI's taxonomy places the organism in Eukaryota, Viridiplantae, Streptophyta, Magnoliopsida, Ranunculales, Papaveraceae. The record is from RefSeq and is a predicted model, not a curated record. Bases 170 to 2140 code for a protein of 656 amino acids. Gene Ontology annotation, biological process: cellular response to unfolded protein; protein refolding. Gene Ontology annotation, molecular function: ATP binding; ATP hydrolysis activity; ATP-dependent protein folding chaperone. The transcript has a single exon. Gene Ontology annotation, cellular component: cytoplasm.
UCUCGAAUUUUCUCAAAAAGACCUCUCCAUUAAGAAACGGACAUCUUAUAAAUUACAUACCUUAAAUCCAACUUCAUCUCAUCGAAAAAUCUCAAAUCCAACAAAAGAAACUCAAAAAAACGAUCACCAAAAACUUUCUCUGUUUUGCUCUGUUUUCGUAAGUGUGCUAAUGGCUACGACAAGUGAAGGAAAAGCAAUUGGAAUCGAUUUAGGCACAACAUACAGCUGUGUAGGAGUAUGGCAAAACGACCGAGUUGAGAUCAUAGCUAAUGAUCAAGGUAACAGAACAACACCAUCAUACGUUGCAUUCACUGAUACUGAAAGAUUGAUCGGUGAUGCUGCAAAGAAUCAAGUUGCAAUGAAUCCACACAACACAGUUUUUGAUGCUAAGAGAUUAAUCGGUAGAAAAAUCAGCGACCCUUCUGUUCAAAAUGAUAUGAAGCUAUGGCCGUUUAAGGUUAUAGCAGGUCCAGGUGAGAAACCUAUGAUCGUUGUGAAUUAUAAAGGUGAAGAAAAGAAAUUCUCAGCUGAGGAGAUUUCAUCAAUGGUGUUGGUCAAGAUGAGGGAGAUUGCUGAAGCUUAUUUGGGACAGUCGAUCAAGAAUGCUGUGAUUACUGUCCCGGCUUAUUUCAAUGACUCGCAACGGCAGGCGACAAAAGAUGCUGGUUCGAUUGCGGGUCUUAAUGUUUUGCGAAUGAUUAAUGAACCUACUGCUGCUGCUAUUGCAUAUGGUUUGGACAAGAAAGCUUCAAGAAGUGGAGAACAGAACGUGUUGAUUUUUGAUCUUGGCGGUGGUACUUUUGAUGUUUCCUUGUUGACAAUAGAAGAAGGGAUAUUCGAAGUGAAAUCUACUGCUGGUGAUACUCAUCUUGGAGGUGAGGACUUCGAUAAUCGUUUGGUUAAUCAUUUUGUUGCUGAAUUCAGGAGGAAGAAUAAGAAAGACAUUAGUGGAAAUGCGCGGGCCCUUCGGAGGUUGCGAACUGCUUGCGAGAGAGCAAAGAGAACUUUAUCAUCGACUACUCAGACGACGCUGGAAAUCGAUUCUUUGUUUGAAGGAAUGGACUUCUAUACGACUAUUACGAGAGCAAGGUUCGAGGAACUGAAUAUGGAUAUGUUCAGGAAAUGCAUGGAGCCAGUUGAGAAAUGUCUGAGGGAUGCCAAGAUCGAUAAGAGCCAAGUCCAUGAGGUGGUGUUAGUCGGUGGCUCGACGCGAAUUCCGAAAGUCCAGCAGCUUUUGCAAGAUUUCUUCAAUGGGAAAGAGCUUUGCAAAAGUAUUAACCCUGAUGAAGCUGUGGCAUAUGGUGCUGCUGUGCAAGCUGCAAUUCUAAGUGGCGAAGGCAAUGAAAAGGUGCAAGAUCUUUUACUUCUUGAUGUUACUCCAUUGAGUUUAGGUCUUGAGACUGCUGGUGGUGUUAUGACAACAUUGAUUCCAAGGAACACAACCAUUCCAACCAAGAAGGAACAGAUUUUCUCGACGUAUUCGGAUAAUCAGCCCGGGGUGUUGAUUCAAGUGUAUGAAGGUGAAAGAGCAAGAACAAGAGAUAACAAUCUGCUGGGGAAGUUUGAGCUUUCCGGGAUUCCACCGGCACCAAGAGGAGUUCCUCAAAUUAAUGUUGCUUUUGAUAUCGACGCUAACGGGAUCCUGAAUGUUUCGGCGGAGGAUAAAACAGCCGGAGUGAAGAACAAGAUUACGAUCACCAAUGACAAAGGAAGGUUAAGCAAGGAGGAUAUCGAGAAAAUGGUACAAGAUGCAGAAAGGUACAAAGCUGAAGAUGAACAAGUGAAGAAAAAGGUCGAAGCGAAGAACUCACUCGAGAAUUAUGCUUAUAACAUGAGAAAUACCGUGAAAGAUGAGAAAUUUGCAGGGAAGUUGGAGUCUUCAGAUAAACAGAAGAUUGAGGAAGCUGUAGAGGAUACCAUAAAAUGGUUGGAUGGAAAUCAGUUGGCAGAAGUUGAGGAAUUUGAAGACAAGUUGAAAGAUUUGGAAGGUGUUUGUAAUCCAAUUAUCUCCAAGAUGUACCAAGCUGGUGGUGGUGCUGAUAUGCCUGGGGGUGCUGGUUUCGGCGGUCAAGACAUGCCUGGUGGUGGUGGUAGUACCGGUGGUUCUGGCACAGGGCCCAAAAUUGAGGAAGUUGAUUAAGUUGUACUUGGUUCGUGGAGAUGAUCGUAUUUUGGUGCUUAUGGUUGAUGGUUUUCCUAGUGUUUUGUGUUUAGCUCCUAUUCUCUGGUCUUUUGUGUGUGCUUUUUUUGGCUGGUGUUGUGUAAUAAAAUGCAGUUGUUGUACUCGUUUUAAUUUCCUUGUAGUACACUAAAAAACAACACCUAAGAGGUGGAAUUCCAAGUGGGCA